AUGCUACCCCACCUCCGCCCCUCUCAAGUAGUAACUUCUCAAAGGUCCGACAAAGUCGGAAUUAAAUGCCCAACUUGUUUGUGUUCUGGUCAAUCAAUUGAUCUUUUCAAUCUUGUUGAGUUAGUCACUCGACAUGCUGUCUCUGAGGACGCUAUCUUUCUCUGGCGACUCCUCUUUCCAUCACUGCGCCCAGAGUCCAAUGCACCUGAAAACGUCUGUCAUCCUUCUGUUCACGGCAUCGAAACACCGCCAAUUUCUUCUUCCCCAAUCUUUACUGAGCCCCAGCGAACUGAUGUCAGCCUUCUUUGGGAGGUCGACAUUACCUUUCUCUUCAUUGCGCUUCUACAUCUUCGACCUGGUCUUGAUGCUAUGGUCUCCGGAGUCGAAUGCCAGCGACGCCGGCAAUUGCAUACUUUUCUCAAUACAGAUUAUAGGCGUACUGCAUUCGGUAGCAGAAGUGCUAGCUGCAGUAGCAGCAGUAGCAGUGGUCAUACAUCUGUCGACAAUAUUGCUAGUGACGAGGCCAAUAUGACGUCAACUCGUCUCAAUGGCCUCAGUAGCGGAGAUCAGAAUCAUUGGGUAGACGCGCUGGUUUGCGAUAAUAGACGGCCUCGUUUCCCCACAGGCGACGCUCAUGAAGCUUAUUUGAUGCGCAUUUGCUACACUGCCUGCCUCACACAAGCUCUCUUGAGCUGGCAGCCGAAUUCUUUUUCUGAUACACAAAAUAAAGAACAAGUUUCGACUACAGAGACUCUCUUGGAAGACGAGUUUGACAAUUUUCACAUUCCCGACUCCGAUCCGGCCAGUUUGAUCGGCCUAGUCUCUCGUGAGGAAUUUGAACUGGAGGCCGAUGCAAACGGAUGGAUGACGCCCCGAGUGAGUCAUAAUUCAGUAUCUUAUGCUUAUUGUAUUUAUGAAAUUUUCACUUCUUGUAUUCCUACGAAAUUCACAGGCAUUUUUUAUUGUUUACCGUAA
This is a messenger RNA of Protopolystoma xenopodis, 975 nucleotides long. Lineage: Eukaryota; Metazoa; Platyhelminthes; Monogenea; Polystomatidea; Polystomatidae. The record is from the annotation of a GenBank genome assembly.